Messenger RNA from Fukomys damarensis (Damara mole-rat), 2937 nucleotides. RefSeq names its product guided entry of tail-anchored proteins factor 1 (gene Get1). NCBI's taxonomy places the organism in Eukaryota, Metazoa, Chordata, Mammalia, Rodentia, Bathyergidae. The coding region runs from base 446 to 898 and encodes 150 amino acids. The transcript is spliced from 5 exons. Gene Ontology annotation, biological process: tail-anchored membrane protein insertion into ER membrane. The record is from RefSeq and is a predicted model, not a curated record.
AUCCCGGCCUUUUCCCCCUUUUUAAACAGCCGUCCUGUUGGGUGCAAAGUGGCAUCUCGUUGUCAUUUCAUUUGCAUUCCCUUGAUAACAAGUAUCUCCUGUGCUUCUGGCUCUCUGGAUGAGGUCUUCUUACCUGCUGUGGCUCCUGCUCCUCCGGAAUAGCCUCAGAGCGAGCGGCGGGGGAAGACAGUCUUGGGGUAACAGUGGAGCAUGCCAGGUGUCAGAGGGGUCUGGGAAAGCAGUCUUUGAUUUCCUCUGGCCCUGUGAUCUGCCGCCGGCUCCUUUCUCCCCAGGUCAGGCCAGGGAGCCUUGAAGGUCUCUUCCCCAGGGCAGCUCAUAGGAACUAAAAGUCCUCCCCGAGUCCAGGAGGAACCGGGAUGUGGCAGCCGCAGUCACACCCUUCCGUGCGGCCGCACGUCUGCACUCCUCCUGCUCUGGUCACCGCAUGUCCCGGCUGCUGCAGAAGGACGCGGAGCAGGAGUCGCAGAUGCGAGCCGAGAUCCAGGACAUGAAGCAGGAGCUCACCUCAGUCAACAUGAUGGACGAGUUCGCCCGCUACGCACGCCUGGAGCGGAAGAUCAACAAGAUGACAGACAGGCUCAAGACUCACGUGAAAGCUCGGACGGCUCAGCUAGCCAAGAUAAAGUGGGUCGUCAGCGUGGCCUUCUACAUCCUGCAGGGGCCUUGCUCACCGGCCCGGCCUUCGCAGGCCACGCUGAUGAUCUCGCUCAUCUGGAAGUACUAUUCUGUCCCCGUGGCCGUGGUGCCGAGCAAAUGGAUAACCCCGCUGGACCGCCUGGUGGCCUUUCCUACCCGAGUGGCAGGCGGUGUUGGAAUCACCUGUUGGAUUUUAGUCUGUAACAAAGUCGUGGCUGUUGUGCUUCAUCCUUUCAGCUGAAAAGGAAAACGAAUACAGACACGAGACUUCAACAACGAUUUCCUCUUCUCGGGUUAAAAAUCUGGUUGACACUUUUGCAGUCAAACGUUAUACGGGCUAGAUUUUCUGUUGAAUAUGUUUGUUCUUACAGUUUAUGAGACUCUUCCAAGAACUGUCGUUUUCUCUGCCUGCUGUUGAGCCAGAAAGCCCUCUGUGAUGUGUGUACCGGCCGGCAGCCCAGGUUUGUAAUCCGUGGAAGCUUCGGCGGUGUCUGCCUGCUGAUUGGCACUGUUGCCCCAGCUUGGUCCUCUUGCCGACUGGAAAGUCAACAUUGUCUAACAAGUCAGGUAAUUUGAAGACCAUGCUAUUUUUAAACCAGUCGAGAAAGUAACUUCAUCUUAAUACCACUGCUGUCUUACCUGGCCUUCAAACUCGUCCGAUUCAGUGCUUGAUGCUUUUUGAUGCAGAAAUUCUGCCCAGGGCCCAGCUUUCCGUUGGGUGCGCGGCGCCAAGCUCAGGGUCGCCGACGUGACUGCUCAGGACCUGCUUGGCUCAACCCUUGUCAUUUCGGGAGCUUGGGCCCCUGAACCAGUGAACAGUCAGGACCGAGGUCCUGCCCGACCAGCCUGGAACGUUGGGUUCUUAAUCUCAUGCCGCACUGCUGAAAGAAUAACACCAGUUGACAUCGUUUAUGUUUAAAAUGUUACCUGUUGGACACGCGUUUGGAUAGUGUGUUAUUUACUUAUUUGAAGCCGUUGCUUUUUCAUUACAGUGUUUUAUAAAUGCAGCCACGAAGCCACGUCGUUUUGUGCUCACGUCGUGUCUUGUAUUUCAGCCUUUUCAGAUGAAGUGCAUUUUACACGAUUUAGCGUAUGUGGUCUGCGGAAACAAGCCAAGCGGGAGGGCUGAUUAAAGCCGCCUGAACUGGUUCUGGUGUGGGCUGUAAAGGGUCCUACCGCUGAGCCUAUUUUUGAAGCACUUUUUCUAACUAUAGUACGUGCGAGUCUGUGCGACUUCUUCCUCCUCCCCGACCCUUUCUGUGAGCCGCCUGUCGCUGAUUCUAGACUCUGGCCACGCUCAGUUGAGCCGGGUUGUGUGACUCGCCGUUGAGAGGUUGCAUGUGUGUCCUGUGUUCCCUGAUGACAGGACACGUAGCCCGCUGCUCAGGGACGGCGCUGCGGUCCUGCAGUUUCAGGGUGGACUGAAGAUGCCAGGGCUUUUGGUCCCAGUGUUUAAACUCAGACUCGCCGGGCCGAGCUCCCCGCCGCUUCAGGGUUCAGAACUUGGGUGUUGCAGGCCCUGGCCCACCGGCCUCCGUGUCUCCUCCUCCCCCGGGCACCCGGUGGCCUUGGAGGAGAGGAGCGGAGCAGCCCCGACCGACCUCUGUCGCCCCGUGUGUGCUCUCAGGCGGUGCGGCAGGAGCUGUGGCACACCCUCACUCCCCACGCCAGAAGACGGGGAGCUUCUCGUGCAUGUUGGUGGCUUGUGAGGAUGAAGUCGGGAAACAAGUGCCCGUUACGUGUCACAUCACUGUGGUUUUACAAAGUUGUGCUCGUUUAAGAAUAGGUAAUAAACACGGUACUGGUUUCAAAAGACACAGAAAGGGGUACAGGAAGUGUGACUUCUGGGUGGGUCCUGGUGGCACACACCUGUAAUCCCAGUACUUGGGAGGCUGAGGCAGGACAAUUGCCACAAGUUCAAGGCCAGCCUGUGCUACAUAGUGAGACCUAUCUCAAAAACACCCACCCCGAAAAGAAAACACGACCUCUGACCCCUAGUUGUCCUAUCUGCAAAUUCCCAGCAUGCCACUGUUGCCAGCUCCAGUGAUUCCUGUGCGAUAGUCCACGUGUUUGUGAACACUGCUCUGUGUGCUUUUGAAGUAAGUUUUUGAAUAUUUGUUUUAAUUAGAAAAUGUUCAUCGGUCCAUGUGUGUGGAACAUAAUGACCGCGUUCGUGGGGAGCGGUGCCUGCACAGAACACAGCGGCAUUUUCCUGAUUCCCCGUCUCUUGGUCCCCUUCCCAUCUGCAGAAGUGUAAUAGCUUUUUUUCUUUAAUUAUCG